Messenger RNA from Saccostrea cuccullata (small rock oyster), 390 nucleotides. RefSeq lists its product as uncharacterized. The coding region runs from base 17 to 334 and encodes 105 amino acids. The transcript is spliced from 4 exons. The record is from RefSeq and is a predicted model, not a curated record. NCBI's taxonomy places the organism in Eukaryota, Metazoa, Mollusca, Bivalvia, Ostreida, Ostreidae.
AUCUGAACAAUUGACCAUGAUUCGAACUCUAUUUUUCCUUGCUUUGGCACUCUGUGCUGUUAAUGCCAAGUACUUCGGAGGAGGAUAUGGAGGACUAGGCGGAUACGGAGGACUAGGCGGAUACGGAGGAUAUGGCGGAUAUGGAGGUCUCGGAGGACUUGGAGGGGGUCUCGGUGGUCUGGGAGGACUUGGUGGACUAGGUGGCGGUUUUGGGGGUCUUGGUGGUAUAGGAGGUGGUUUAGGUGGAAUCGGUGGUUUGGGAGGACUUGGCGGAGGUUUAGGCGGUGGUCUAGGUGGUGGUCUUGGAGGUGGUUUUGGAAAAGGAUACUACUAAGAUGCCUGUGUUUGGAUAAACACACCUGUCCUGUAUAAAUAAAAAUUUGUUUUUGA